Messenger RNA from Capsella rubella, 1172 nucleotides. RefSeq names its product aquaporin TIP3-1. The transcript has 3 exons. The record is from RefSeq and is a predicted model, not a curated record. Bases 224 to 1021 code for a protein of 265 amino acids. Gene Ontology annotation, cellular component: membrane. Lineage: Eukaryota; Viridiplantae; Streptophyta; Magnoliopsida; Brassicales; Brassicaceae. Gene Ontology annotation, biological process: transmembrane transport; water transport. Gene Ontology annotation, molecular function: water channel activity.
GAGAAGAUAAGAAAGUAGCACGAACACGAAGUCUAAGAAAAACGUUGAAGUAAUAUGGUUAAGUAAUUGCAUGCAAUUUGAAGCUACGUGUCCAGCUUAAGACAUUCAAGUCUCACAUCUGUCCCUUUUUACUUCGACUUCGCUUCUUUUGGCUUCUUUUAAACUCUCUUUUAUCUCUCUCUUUCUUUGUCACGCUUGGUUGUUAAUCUUGGGUUAGACAAUAAUGGCAACAUCAGCUCGUAGAGCGUAUGGUUUCGGUAGAGCCGAUGAGGCUACACACCCUGACUCUAUUCGAGCCACUUUAGCUGAAUUCCUCUCCACUUUUGUCUUUGUCUUUGCUGCUGAAGGCUCUAUCCUCUCUCUCGAUAAGUUGUAUUGGGACCACGCUGCCCAUGCGGGGACAAACACGCCAGGCGGAUUGAUUUUAGUGGCGUUGGCUCAUGCUUUUGCUCUGUUUGCUGCUGUUUCAGCAGCCAUCAACGUCUCUGGUGGACAUGUUAACCCGGCGGUCACUUUUGGUGCUCUUAUUGGAGGUAGACUUUCAGCGAUCCGUGCCAUCUACUACUGGAUCGCUCAGCUUCUUGGAGCCAUUCUCGCAUGUCUCUUGUUAAGGCUCGCCACGAACGGCAUGAGACCAGUCGGUUUCCGUGUAGCAUCAGGUGUUGGAGCGGUUAAUGGACUUGUUCUAGAGAUCAUUUUAACAUUUGGCUUAGUCUACGUCGUGUAUUCUACUUUGAUUGAUCCGAAACGUGGAAGCCUCGGGAUCAUAGCGCCGCUUGCAAUCGGACUCAUUGUUGGAGCAAACAUCUUAGUGGGUGGACCAUUCUCUGGUGCAUCAAUGAAUCCAGCCAGAGCCUUUGGUCCAGCAUUGGUAGGAUGGAGGUGGCAUGACCACUGGAUCUAUUGGGUCGGACCAUUCAUCGGCGGUGCCUUAGCCGCCCUUAUAUAUGAGUACAUGGUCAUACCCACCGAGCCACCUACUCACCACACACACCAGCCCUUGGCUCCUGAAGAUUACUAGAUGGAAAUGUUCCUUGUGUGAGUUGUGUCAUUGCUUUUGGUCUUUGUUCAUGCUAUCUUUAUGUGUAUGAAAUCACUUUGCAUAGAUACUUUGUUUUGAUGCUACUCUUUGUUUGUUGUAAUAAUAAGAAUAAAGAAUGAUUUCGCAAUAA